CACGUUUUCUGAUGGCUCGUACAGAGGCAAAACCACUAAAGAGGAAGUGAUUAUGUCAUGGGAUGAGUUCCAUGACUGUGCCAACGUGGCGAUGGCCGGCUGUCCGGAGGAAGCUGCAGCUGUCUGGGAAUCUCUCCGCCAGGAAUCCAAGAAGAUGCAGUUUUCCGGAAACCUGUACGAUAUGUGCUCCAACCGCAACAACCACCCAAUAGCCUCAGUCUCUCCGCACGGCUCACCCAACCAGGAGGACAUCAACCAGGAGUCUCUAAGAGGGGGCGCUAAUCAUCUGGCAGCCUGCCUCCACCUCCUCAUGCUACUUUCUCCUCUGCUGCUGUUGUUUUGGGUAUAACUACCCCAAAGAAAUGGGACUAGUGUGAAUAGAUAUAAACUCUGUGUAUUUUUUCUUUGACAAGUCCAUAGACUUUCCACCGUUUUUUUUCCUCUGCCCUGCCAGGGGUUGAAUAUUUCUUACUGCAUGUUGAGAUGCCUGGCAGUCUUUUUGAUAAUGUAUCUGUAAACUGCCUGUGCCGUUUCAUGCAUAUUCUCUGCCUUUUAAUUAGUCUCUCUGUUAGAAAGGCGCACAAAAUUCAUGCAGAGAUACUCAACCACGGUACAAACAGGCCUGCAAACACAUACAUACUUAAAGCGAUGCAUACAGCAGCCUCAUGUCAUCUGUCUUGUAUAUGAAGGUUCCAUGGGGAGUCUGUCUUCCUGAGUGUGAGACGAUAAAAACGGCCAAACCUGAAAACAAAGUGAUGAAGAGGCCAGGUCCGACAACUAGCUAAACUAAUUAAUUUGUCCACUUUACUGUAUGAUGAAUUUGAUAAUUAUGUAAAUCUAACAUACCCGGCUUUACCUACCUCGCAGUUUGACUCAGUGGAUGUGAGGCGCUGUGAUAAGUCUCCAUUUUCCUCUUUCCUUCCUGGUCCCUGAACGCUGUGAAGUUUCUGUGACCAACAACAAUGACAAGCUAAAAGCAUGAAUACCAAUUAUACAAACAUUUGUACUGUACAGGAAGGUAGGCCUGUGCAUUUGUGGUUUGCUUUAAAGAUGUUUGAGGAAAAUGUUCCUAAAAUUUGAUAGCAAAAGAAAACCAAAGCAAGAUGUUCCUAAAAAACACCUGUGCCCAAUCCACAGUAAGCACAAUUAAAGAAAUAAAACAGUCAAAUAAAAAUAAAUUUUCAAAGCUCUUA
Molecule: messenger RNA, 1193 nt
Organism: Micropterus dolomieu (smallmouth bass)
Lineage: Eukaryota; Metazoa; Chordata; Actinopteri; Centrarchiformes; Centrarchidae
Gene: nrn1la
Product: neuritin 1-like a
Exons: 3
Coding region: 53-349 (98 amino acids)
Biological process (GO): nervous system development; neuron projection extension
Cellular component (GO): plasma membrane
Source: RefSeq, a predicted model, not a curated record